AUGUUGUCCCCUUGGACUCUUAUUGCCAUUAUUGUUAGUCUAUACUACUUGAAAACAUAUCAAGAAAUUGUUUUUCCAGUUGUCAACGCCUACGCCGGGGACAUUUUCCGUCGAAAGGCAUACCGUGAGUAUAAGACGAACGCCAAACGAUUGAUUGCCAAGGGUCUUGCCAAGUACAAUGGACCAAUCUCUCUGCUGGUGCCUCCAUGGGUUGUGGCCGCAUUGCAGCAUCACUGGGGUGACAGUGAUUCCUGGCAUCAGAUCAGUUGGGAGAGGGACACCACUGGAAUCAUUUCAUGGGCAGCAGCCUCAGUGUUUGUUGGACCCGGGAAAGCCAGCGACCCAGAAUGGCAGAUGCUUUCUCAGGCGUAUGUUCGCGAACUUUUCAGCGCAGUGAGCGAGCUCCAUACGUGGCGACCAUCUCUACGGUCCGUCGUGCAAUGGUUCUUGCCCCAUACCUCCGCAUGUCAGGCUCUCGCCAGAAAGGCUCGGGUGAUGAUUGAUGAAGUGGUAGAAAGAAGGGCCGAGGAAAGUCAUUUGGCACAACGUCAAGGACGCAAAGCACGACGCUACAACGAUGUUCUUUCCUGGACUUCUCACAUGCCCAGCAACAAGCUCCAUCUUGGUGACAUCCAACUCGCUCUGGCAGUGGCAGCACUCUUUACCACGAGCGAAGCGUUGAGACAGACACUGACUGACCUUGCCGAACACCCCGAGCUUGUCGCGCCCUUGCGACGAGAGAUCGAAGAGUUGAUUUCACGUCAUGGGUUGUGUCAGGCUGCCUUACAGAAAAUGGACAUGCUGGACAGCUUGAUGAAGGAGUCUCAACGCCAGACCCCUGGCCUAGCGAUCCGCGACACCACGCUUCCGGAUGAGACGUUGAUACCUAGAGGGUCUCAUAUCAUGGUUGACUCGAGCGAUAUGUGGAACCCAGAGGUUCACGAUUAUCCGGAUGUGUACGAUGGGUAUCGAUUUGUGAAGCAGCGUCAUGCGGGAGACAAAGCGAGUCAAUUUGUGCAAGCAAGUCGAGAGCACAACACCUUUGGGGGUGGUCGGCACAUUUGCCGCGGCCGCUUCUUCGCUAAUGCUGAGCUGAAGAUAUGCUUAGCCCACAUCCUUCUGGAUUACGUUGUUCGCUUAAAGGAGGGUUACUGUUCCAAGCCCAUGUCAUCUGGGGUUUAUGACGGCGUCGAUUCCGCUGCGGAGCUCGAGGUUCGCCGGAGAAGUGGCUCAGAAUGCUGUCCAUUCUAUGCAUUUCUGCAUUGUUCGCCUACUGAAACGCCUUUCGGUACUUUCAGGAGCAUUGAAAUUGAAAUGGUCUUUAGUUGA
Penicillium diatomitis is the source of this 1329-nucleotide messenger RNA. Its product is annotated as cytochrome P450. The transcript has 3 exons. Bases 1 to 1329 code for a protein of 442 amino acids. The record is from RefSeq and is a predicted model, not a curated record. Gene Ontology annotation, molecular function: heme binding; iron ion binding; oxidoreductase activity, acting on paired donors, with incorporation or reduction of molecular oxygen. NCBI's taxonomy places the organism in Eukaryota, Fungi, Ascomycota, Eurotiomycetes, Eurotiales, Aspergillaceae.